GUUUGGCAGCACUCAUGAGCCUCUUAGCCAAUAACGUCCUUAUUCCUUGAUAUACACUUUCAGGAUAUUUUUCGUCUUAGAUUAAUUAUCCUUGUGUAAACCGUACUAAAAUGAUGAAACUUGCGGUGAUUUUGGCAUGUACGCUGGUGUUUUAUUUCGCAAUCCACAGUGCCGAGUCCAGAGAUUUCUGCUACAAGAGGGACGAUGGUGAUUACGCAAAUCCAGUCAAUUGCCAUAUGUAUAUCACCUGCAGCAACAAUAUAGCGUAUUACAGACAAUGUCCAGCAAAACUGAGAUGGAAUGAGCGCACAAAGACAUGUGAUUGGCCCAGAAAUGUUAAAUGUCACAUCAAGCCUCCAGGUCAUUGCUCUGAUAACAUCUCCCUUAGAAGCUGCUUGUUUCUCAAAAGUCACAAUCAGUGCCGCAAAGACAAAACAGUUCUAAAUGUGUUCUGUAGAAAAACCUGCGGUCAAUGUUGAAUUAAGGGCUUUUUGCUUAAAGUGCACUAAAUAAACAAUAACUUCAA
Molecule: messenger RNA, 526 nt
Organism: Actinia tenebrosa (Australian red waratah sea anemone)
Lineage: Eukaryota; Metazoa; Cnidaria; Anthozoa; Actiniaria; Actiniidae
Cellular component (GO): extracellular region
Molecular function (GO): chitin binding
Source: RefSeq, a predicted model, not a curated record